Neurospora tetraspora is the source of this 2628-nucleotide messenger RNA. RefSeq names its product heterokaryon incompatibility protein-domain-containing protein. The record is from RefSeq and is a predicted model, not a curated record. NCBI's taxonomy places the organism in Eukaryota, Fungi, Ascomycota, Sordariomycetes, Sordariales, Sordariaceae. The coding region runs from base 1 to 2628 and encodes 875 amino acids. The transcript has a single exon.
AUGACUCCCCGUCAGUCUAGCUCGCCCAACUCAACACGCGAGGAGCCUUGGGCCAAUGUACACCAUUCUUGCGAGCUAUGCUUGAAGGGAUUCCCUCUGGACUUCUCCGAAGACAAAAAUCACCCUUCCGGCCUUCCUGGGGACCGAUGGGCGCUCAUUGAGAGACGACUUGGUGAUGAUAACCCCAAGUUCCUCGAGCGUGUUAAGGAAGGACAGGCACCAGACCCUUUCGGGCUUGCCCGCACUCUUACGAAGGAAGUCACCUUCUUCGAUGUUGACACACCUGACCUAGAGAACUGGGCCGCUCAAGGCUGUUUGUUCUGCCGCCACCUGCUGAACCGGAUGGCUGACGCCGGAGAGGACAUCGGUGGCACGAGAGUCUUGGGUGCCAAGAAGGGACCGUUCCUCGACUUAUCUUCGGAAUCCGCCAUGUCCAUCAUGAUCUUCGACCUGGCGACCUAUCGUUCAGAUAGGCUACAUACUUUCAGCUUGUGGACAUAUCAUGUGGCAUGGCUUUCUGAUGGUUGCCUAGGCUGUGACAUGCACCGGCCAGCAUUGCAGCCUGUUAAUCCGACACCCUCGUCGCCUUAUUCGCUUUCUCAAUAUCGAAAUUGGCUCGAGAUGUGCCGCAAGACGCAUCGAAGGUGCCCCAAGCCGAGUGACUUUGUCCCAACCAGGCUGCUAGAACUCUCGAAAACGCCCGGGGGAUCGGUAGAAGCUCGACUUUGUGAGACUUGCGAGAAGGACGAUGUCGAGCCCUUCGCUGCUUUAUCAUAUUGUUGGGGCGGAGACCAGCCGUUGAAGCUUACCAAAAGUACGAGGACUAAGCUCCUGGAGCGCAUCAAACCCGAGGAGCUCCCUCAGACCCUCAGCGACGCCAUCCAAGUUACUACUUCCCUCGGCAUCAAAUACCUCUGGAUCGACGCACUAUGCAUUAUCCAGGACGAUGAUGAGGACAAGGGUAGAGAGUUAGGAAAGAUGUCCAUGAUCUACAGCUGCGCUCUGGUAACGCUGGUAGCCUCACGGGCGGAAGCCGUACAAAAAGGAUUUCUCCAAGACCGCCCCAUUGGAAAUAUCCCUGGAUUUGGUCUCCGCGGUCACCUGCCCGCGAGCGAACCUUGCGUCUUCUUGAUCCCGAGGCAAGACUUUGAGAAUAUGGGCCGAAGCGACAUCUCAAAAGCAAAGAAAGCCAGCUACAUCAGCCAACGAGCGUGGUGCUUCCAAGAAAGGUUGCUAUCGCCGCGCAUUAUCGACUUCGGGGCGGUCCAAACACUAUGGUGGUGCCAGGAGUUUGAGGACACACCAGGGCAUGGACGCCCUCAAUGGACUGAUGGCUGGGAGAAACCUGGACCCGACGAAGAUCAUAGCUCGAUGGGUGUCGUUGCAAAGGAGCUGGCCUGUUGGGAAUAUCCUGAAGCUCAGCGUAAGGCCAACGCCAACGCCAAGAAGAAAUGGCCUGGAAAGACCGGUGGGAAGGCAAGGGAGUCAUGGUAUGGGAAGAUCGAAAAGCAAUUGAUAGGCCAACUAGCCGCGUUGGGGAUCUCGAAGGAUGUGGAAACCCGGUCGGGCCAAUGGGCACGCGUCGUAGAACGAUAUACACUCCGGCAGCUAAGCUUUUACACCGAUCGACUUCCUGCUAUUUCCGCCAUGGCGCAGGUCUUCCAGUCUCGUAACAAGAGCGACUAUGUCGCGGGACUCUGGGCCGACAUGAUGCCUCGGGCACUUCUGUGGGGAAGAGGCUCCUCGUAUCUCUGGCCUCGACCAGGAGGGGGCUAUUGUGGUCCAACUUGGUCGUGGGUUGCAAUGGCCGGUCCUGCAAAUAUCCAUGGGAACGCUCUUUAUGAGAAGGAGGCAAGAGACAUAGAUACAGAGAGGCAUGGAAAUAUUGUAUCGUGGGAUCUAACACCGCUACACGACUCUCCAGGCUCGGAGAUUAUUGGCCUUCGCUCUGCAGUGUUGACCUUCCAUGGGCGUUUGAAGCCUGUCUAUUGGUGGCAGCCUUCUGUGGAAGAAUGGGCAACCAUCAAACGGCCACCUUGCUGGCGAGAUUCACGACUCCCAAGGGUACCUCUACGGGCGGCUGCUCCCACUGCAAUAGGCUUCAAUCCUGAGACAUGGACCGUUGAUCCGGCCGACCCGGACGUGGCGAGACUGGACACCCUUCCGCCUAAACCACGCCUUCACCCGUCUAUAUACUUGUUCACGAGUGAUAUUAAGGGAUUGGAAGAACUCAUUUUCGGUCACGUCCAGUUCGAUGUCUUCUUGCCCGCAUUCGAGGCCGAUACUCGUCGAGACAAACUCCAGCUCUUCCUCCUUCCCAUGGCCACCGACAUACCGUGGACACGUUCUGAGCGCCUGAAGGCAAUCAAAACGCAUAAGCACUACAAGUACUUGAAAGAGAAGCUCGAGAAAGAACUUCAAGACCCUUGGGGGCCUCAUGUGCAAGCCAUAGUUCUCCAACAAUCCGCUGAAAGUGGAAGGUUUGAGAGAGUUGGCAUCUUUCACUACGGAUACAUGGAUGAACCAGGACAUGGUGUACACAUGAGCAAUGAUGAGUUCAAAGAGGCCUAUAAGCUUCAGCAUCAGUGGCUGCACAAGGGACAGAAACAAGAUAUUUCCAUCGUCUAG